Molecule: messenger RNA, 1051 nt
Organism: Salvelinus fontinalis (brook trout)
Lineage: Eukaryota; Metazoa; Chordata; Actinopteri; Salmoniformes; Salmonidae
Exons: 3
Coding region: 167-649 (160 amino acids)
Source: RefSeq, a predicted model, not a curated record
GAGCCUUCCUGUACUCAGUGGGGGAUGCAGAACAGCUGAACAAGGCCACAAUUUGCCGCACAAUAAGGAGUGUGUGUCUGGCUAUCAAAGCAUUAGCAGAUGUCUUCAUCUCCUUCCCUGGCCACAGAAGACUCUGACAUCAAAGAGGAGUUCUAUAGGAUUGCAGAUGGUCUGCAAUGCUGACUGUGUGAUCAGCAAUGUUGUGGCACAAUGGCCUGGCUCAGUCCAUGACUCCAGAAUCUUUCGGGCCUCUGAAAUCUAUCAGUGCCUAUCACAAGGUGAAUUCUCUGGUGUGUUGCUGGGAGACAGGGGGUAUGGCUGCCAGCCUUUUCUCCUGACACCUUUCACAGACCCCCAGGAAGCACAGCAGGCCUACAACCAUGCCCAUGCCAGGACCAGGGCCAGAGUUGAAAUGACCUUUGGCCUCCUGAAGGCACACUUUCACUGCCUUCACAAAUUAAGGGUCAGCCCUGUUAGGGCAUGUGAUAUUACUGUGGCUUGUGCUGUCCUCCACAAUGUGGCCUGCCUGAGGAAGGAGAGGGCCCCCAGAGUGCCACCAGCCAUGGACUGGGACAAUCCGGCAAUCUUCCCUGAUGACGACAGUGGUCGGCUGCUGAGGGACCAAUAUGUGUUGAAUUAUUUUAGUUAGUAUGUGUGCUUUCAAUUUUGGUUAAAUAUGUCCUGCGGUGGCAGAGGAAUUUGGGUUUUUUUGGGUUCGUUUUGUUACGAAUUUGGCCUCUUAUGAUGUUUGUGCGGUAUACUGUGUGUAAUACAAGGCUGCAGGGAGGCUACUGCAUCCAUUCAUUUGUCUGUUCAGUUGAUGUGUAUGGAUUUGUCCUGCAUUUAUUUUAGUGUGCAGACAUGCAGGGUGUGUUAUAUACAGACCUUUGAAUGUGUAUGUAUCAUUUUGUAUAAUAUGCUUGGAUUCUGUGCUUUCCAUCUUGUAGAGUCACUGUGACUUCAGUUUCGAAAGGAGCUGAUGGUUUACCUGCUUUGUUUUGUCCUUAUUCAAUAAAGGAACAUAAUGUUACACAUUGUGUUUUUAUAUUCA